This is a messenger RNA of Adelges cooleyi (spruce gall adelgid), 1020 nucleotides long. RefSeq lists its product as uncharacterized. The record is from RefSeq and is a predicted model, not a curated record. The transcript is spliced from 2 exons. The coding region runs from base 23 to 895 and encodes 290 amino acids. NCBI's taxonomy places the organism in Eukaryota, Metazoa, Arthropoda, Insecta, Hemiptera, Adelgidae.
CGUGGCCUGACAGUCGUUUAGGAUGGAUCGUAGAACAGUGUUCGUUUCUGUAUUGCUCGCCGCAGUGGUGUCAGCCACCGUCCAGCAGGAAGACAACCUGCUGGAUAGAGUGCUGGAGAAUUGUACGUUCGGUAAUGGCGCCAUGCGGUGCCUCAAGUCCAACGUUUUGGAAUACUUAGAGGGCCGCGGGGCCCGAGCUAACGUGGUCGACUCGGACUUGGACGAAGAGCUGGUCAAGGCGACUAGCAGAUACAUCGAGCGGCAGGUGUACGAGGUGGACGUGCCCGGGGCCAAGCUGGUGGUCAGACCCGGCAGGGACAUGGACGACGGCGCGAUGGACAUCAUGCCGGCGCAGCAGAGCACCACGACGACGACGACAGCCAGAGCCGACAUGGAAAUGGGAAUGAUGCAAGACAAAAUGUUAAUGCCACUACUUAUGAUGAUGAAGAUGAAGAUGAAGAUGUUGAUGCCCAUCAUGAUGGCCAUGGUCAGCAUGAAGGCGACGAAAGCUUUGAUCCUCAGCAAAGUAGCCGUCAUCUUGGUGAUUGGCUUUCUGGUCAAGGAGUUCAUGAAAAAGUCCGGCGGCCUCCCCGGGCUACCCAUGUUGCAUUUACCCUUGGGUAUGUCCCCGGCCGAGCCUUCGACCACCGGCACUCCUAUGUACGGGCCACCCCAAUCGUCCGGCUACGAGUCAUCUAGCUCGUGGGAACCUUCUGGUUACUCCUCCGGUUCGAGCGGUUACUCUGCGGGCAGCUCGAGCGGUUACUCUGCGGGCAACUCGGCGUACUCGUCCGGUCAUGGCCAUGCGUCGGACUCUGCGCAGUCCUUGGCCUACAGCAGUUAUCUGCCGUCGUCGUCCGGAUCGUCAUCCAGUUCAUCGGCAACCAAAUACUAAUACUUAGACAUCGAUAUACUAAGUUAGUAUUUGCUCUUAAUUUAUUUAUAUCUCAGGUAUAGCUCAAGUAAUUUAUUUCACGAUUAUUGUUAAAAAUAAAAUAUAUUAUAAUGUUUGCUCUUGAA